Malassezia globosa CBS 7966 is the source of this 1128-nucleotide messenger RNA. RefSeq lists its product as uncharacterized. Gene Ontology annotation, cellular component: nucleus. The record is from RefSeq and is a predicted model, not a curated record. Gene Ontology annotation, molecular function: ubiquitin binding; ubiquitin protein ligase binding. Gene Ontology annotation, biological process: ubiquitin-dependent protein catabolic process. The coding region runs from base 1 to 1128 and encodes 375 amino acids. NCBI's taxonomy places the organism in Eukaryota, Fungi, Basidiomycota, Malasseziomycetes, Malasseziales, Malasseziaceae. The transcript has a single exon.
AUGUGUGACUAUUGCAUGCCGAUCGAACCGUUCGAUAUGGCAUUCCACGCUGAGCAUGGCAUCAAGCAUUUGUCUUUUCACGCGUACCUGCGGCAUCAAAACAUUGGGGUGCCAUCGUCUUCUGCAUCAUCGUCGUCCUCUACGUACGUGCCGCCCCUGGAGGAAGUCUCGUACCGCGUCAAGACCCCAUGCCCAUCAGGACACCAUGCGCCGUGGCCCGCUGGCAUCUGCACCAAGUGCCAGCCAUCCGCCAUCACACUUCAGCGGCAGCCGUACCGCAUGGUAGAUCAUGUCGAGUUCGUGCACUCGUCGCUCAUUGACCAUGUGUUGGACAUAUGGCGCAAGACAGCGACGCAGCGAUUUGGAUUCCUACUAGGCCAUUAUGAGCCGUAUGAAAAAGUGCCUAUGGGCAUCAAGGCGGUCAUCGAAGCGAUCCACGAGCCGCCGCAGGCGGGCGAGAUCGAUGGCAUCGAGCUGGGCUUGCCCUGGGACGACGAGCCUCGGAUUACAUCGCUCGCUGCACAGUGUGGCAUGAGCAUCGUCGGCAUGAUCUACACGGAUUUGGAGGUGGCGGACCCAUCGCACACGGAUGCAUCGCUCGCCGGUCUUGUGGCAUGCAAGCGGCAUGCGGACAGUUUCUUCCUGAGUGGCCAGGAGGCGAUCUUUGCCGCUCAACUGCAGGCGCAGCACAAGAAUGCAUGCCGCUGGACCGAGAGCGGCUCGUUCAACAGCAAGUUUGUCACAUGUGUGCUGAGUGGGAAUCCCGAGGGCGACAUUGAUGUGUCGGCCUACCAGGUGAGUGAACAGGUCAUGGGCAUGGUCGAUGCCGAUAUGAUCGAGGCGAGCGUGCAUCCCACGACGAUCCGCGUCAAGCCGAAUGACGAGAGCCGGUACGUGCCGGAUGUCUUUUUCCGCUACACGAACAAGUAUGGCAUCGACAUCAAGGAAAAUGCAUCGCCGACCUUCCCAGUCGAAUACCUGCUCGUGACAUGCACGCACGGUUUUCCAACUGAGCCGAAGCCCGCGCUUCUUGUCGUCCACCUUCCCGAUCGAGAAUCGCCCGGGCCUGCAGGACCAGACGCUCGAGCUUGUCUUGCAUGGUCUUCGCACACUCCUAACGCAUCCUGA